Messenger RNA from Vicia faba (fava bean), 297 nucleotides. The record is from the annotation of a GenBank genome assembly. Lineage: Eukaryota; Viridiplantae; Streptophyta; Magnoliopsida; Fabales; Fabaceae.
AUGGCGGGCACAGAGGAAGAAAGCGCAGUGAAGGAGCCUUUGGAUCUCAUAAGGCUCAGUCUCGACGAACGUAUCUACGUCAAACUCCGUUCCGAUAGAGAGCUUCGUGGCAAGCUUCACGCUUAUGAUCAGCAUCUUAAUAUGAUUCUUGGUGAUGUUGAAGAAAUUGUUACCACUGUUGAAAUUGAUGAUGAGACAUAUGAAGAAAUUGUUAGGACUACAAAGAGGAUAGUCCCUUUUCUGUUUGUUAGGGGAGAUGGGGUGAUAUUGGUUUCCCCACCAUUGAGGACUGCAUAA